This is a messenger RNA of Geodia barretti, 861 nucleotides long. Lineage: Eukaryota; Metazoa; Porifera; Demospongiae; Tetractinellida; Geodiidae. The record is from the annotation of a GenBank genome assembly.
AUGGAAAAUCGUUUGCUCAAUGCCGUGGAAGGGGCCGACAUUGUUGUUUUGGCCACACCCAUCGUGGCUAUGAGGGAAUUGAUGGAAGUUAUGGGGCCACAUCUGCCGGAAGGCUGCGUGGUGACCGACGUAGGCAGUUCCAAGAAGGCUGUCCUGCAGUGGGCCGACGAAUUGUUGCCAGACAGUGUCCAUUUUGUGGGUGGCCACCCCAUGGCUGGGAAGGAAACUACCGGCCCGGAAAGUGCCGACCCUAAUCUGUUAAAAGGCAAGACAUACUGCAUUAUUCCCAGCGCGAAAGCGGACGAGCGUGCGGUUGCGGAAAUAAGCACUAUGGUGGAAGCCCUCGAGGCCACGCCCUAUUACAUCAGUAGCGAAGAGCACGACAGUUUUGUGGCCGCUGUAAGCCACCUGCCAUUCCUCUUGUCGGUGGCGCUGGUGGGUUGCACCACCAGCAGCGCCAACUGGGACGACCUUGCCCGCGUGGCAUCCAGCGGUUACCAAGACUUGACCCGCCUGGCCUCGGGAGAUACGGUAAUGCACCGGGACAUCUGCAUAACAAACCCGGAGCCGAUAGUUUCCUGGAUCGAUACUUUCAUCAGGGAACUCUACGAGAUUCGGCAGUUGCUGGCCGAUUCAGACAACCUGGAUUCCCAGGCCAUUCUGGAUCUAUUUGUCGAAGCAAGUAAGGGUCGGGCACAGUGGAUGGCCGGGGAGUAUGGCCCGAUGGCGAGGCAAUACAAUCCGCACAGCGAAUUGCCAACUUUCGCCCAAAGCAUGGGCGACAUGUUCGUAGGUCGAAGGUUGCUGGAUGCUCAGCGCCGGCUCUUUCGGGGUUCCCGAGAUGGAGAUGACCGGCGUUAG